Messenger RNA from Eutrema salsugineum, 729 nucleotides. RefSeq names its product glutathione S-transferase T3-like. NCBI's taxonomy places the organism in Eukaryota, Viridiplantae, Streptophyta, Magnoliopsida, Brassicales, Brassicaceae. The transcript has a single exon. Bases 1 to 729 code for a protein of 242 amino acids. The record is from RefSeq and is a predicted model, not a curated record.
AUGGAAUCCGAAAGCCAUUAUGGUCCAACCGAAGGUUUUGUAAACCUUUUAACGAGCCAGAUCAUUGACCUUGGAUCAUCACAAGUGCCUGUGUUUGGUACUCAACCUUUUGGUGAAUUAAGCCCAGGAGUUAAGCAAUCGGCUCAGAGAACUAAGUGGACACCAAAGGAGGAUGUCAUACUCAUAAGCGCCUGGCUCAACACUAGUAAAGAUCCGGUUAUUGGGAAUGACCAGAAAGCCGCAGCCUUUUGGUCGCGCAUAGUCGACUACUAUAACUCUUCACCGCAGCUUGCAGGACAGCCAAGCCGAGGAAUAGGGCAAUGCAAGCAACGGUGGUGUAGGAUUAAUGACCUCGUCUGCAAGUUCGUCGGAUGUUAUGAGGCAGCUACGAAGGAGAAAUCAAGUGGCCAGAGUGAGAACGACAUCAUGAAAGCUGCACAUGCGAUCUUUUUCAAUGAUCACCAGGUGAAGUUCAGCCUAGAACACGCUUGGAGAGAGUUAAGACAUGAUCAGAAGUGGUGCAGAGCAUCCUCUCACAAAGAGAAAGACAGCUCAAAACGGAUGAAGUUUGAUGCAGCACAUGCGGCUCAGUCACCAAGCAACGUCGAUGGAGGAGGCAAUGGAGAUGAUGGAGCAGGGGUACGACCACCAGGUGUGAAAGCAGCCAAGGCGAAAGCAAAGAAGAUAAACGGUGGGAAAGAAGAAGGAAAAGUUUCUUCAGGAGUUUGA